CCCAAAUCAAAAUUUUAAAAUUUGCCAAUGUGCCUAUCUCUCUCUCUAAGCUUUCUAUCUCUUCCAUUUUCCACUACUACAGAGCCUCCUCAAGAACCCUAAUACAAACCCAGAAGAAUUUUUCAAGUUGAAUAUUUUAGAAAAUGGCCGAAGGAAGAGACAGAUUAUCUAGGCAAGAAGACCCAAUAGACAUAUACAGUCGUCGACGGAGGUCAAUGGGCAGAGGUGGCAUUGAGAUCUUCGAGGAUGAAUCACCAGAAAGCUCUUCCAGAGCUCCUAUACAGACUACAGCAGAAGCAGGGAGAAUGGCAGGCACCAGCGGUGGCCGUGGUGGUAUUGGAAGGAUAGGUUUUGGGUCACCAAGAAAUAGGCGUGGACGAAACUCGCUUCGAACUCCAGCCAGGGUGAUUGGUCGUCAGAACAUUUCGCCAGCAGGCCAGGGGAGAAAUCGAGGGCGUCACAGUGUCCUUCCAGCUUGGUAUCCAAGAACUCCUCUCCGUGAUAUUACUUCCAUUGUCAGGGCCAUUGAAAGAACAAGAGCUCGCUUGAGAGAAAGUGAAGGUGAACAACUUGAGAGUGUUGUACCCCAGGACCAUACUGAUCUUGGUCCUUCUGAAUCAACAUCAGGUGCUCAACUUGAGCACACUGAUUCUUUGAUCACGCCACGUCCAAAAACCAGAAGCAGCUACCAUACCAGAUCUGUUGGUAAAGUGCCAAAGAUAUUGCUUGAUAUCACCAAUCAGAGUACUUCAGAAGACGCUGAAUGCCUCACACCACAAAGAAAGCUGCUGAACUCAAUUGACACUGUUGAGAAACAUGUUAUGGAAGAGCUGCAUAAAUUGAAGAGGACCCCAAGUGCCAGGAAACAAGAGAGGGACAAAAGAGUUAAAACUUUAAUGUCGAUGCGCUGAUUUUCCAUUUUGAUGUUCAACUCAAUCAAGGUUGAGGCUCAUAUACUCGGCUAUUUUGGAGAAAGGAGGUAGAGCUGCUGAACAGGGAGGUAAUGUGGAUCAUCUUCUGAUGAUCAAGCACUUAGUUGAAUUUAGGAUAUCUUUCGAUAUCUUUCUGUUCCCUUGUUAGAAUGUACCUUUAUAGAAUUGACUUUUACAUCCUGCUGAAGUUUUUGUUUUGGAGAUAUGCAUUUGAAAUAUGUAUUCACCAUACAUUGUGGAGAUAUGCACUUGAAUAUGUACAUAGUGUUUGAUGCUGGUUUCAUACUUGAAUUGUGUUUAAUAAGGAGAUCCAGUUCUAUGUUUCAAGCA
Solanum pennellii is the source of this 1262-nucleotide messenger RNA. RefSeq names its product protein POLYCHOME. NCBI's taxonomy places the organism in Eukaryota, Viridiplantae, Streptophyta, Magnoliopsida, Solanales, Solanaceae. Gene Ontology annotation, cellular component: nucleus. The coding region runs from base 144 to 911 and encodes 255 amino acids. The transcript is spliced from 3 exons. The record is from RefSeq and is a predicted model, not a curated record. Gene Ontology annotation, biological process: negative regulation of ubiquitin protein ligase activity; regulation of nuclear division.